AUGGCAUACACUAAUGUGCACCGGGCAUUUUUGCAAUCUUGCUCAAACCAUGGCACAGUUAAUAAGCAGAACGCACUCGACAUUCUGACGAGCAUUUACACUCGAUACGGCAACAGCGACACCAUCCCGACCGAUGACGAUGUCGUCGAUGUGGUGGCGAAAAUCAAUGAAGCCAUCUAUCCAUUCGAUCAAAGGAUAGCAUACUUGCACUUCGAUCCGCUGGACAAUGAUUUCUACGUGUUUGUAAAUCUGCAAGAGUCUCCGAUAGAUCUGCAACAAAAUGUUUACACACCACAGGAACUUCACUACUUCCGAGUACUGUUGCGUGAGCUGACGCACAGCGAUGACCAUACAUUGACGACGAUUGCGUGUCUUAAUCUUACGAACGAUACGCCGGGUGAAACAGUAAAACCCUUGCCAAAGACACGGGCCGAACAGUUGCUCAAUGAGUGGGAGGAAUUGGGUUACUUUGUUCUGCUGCAAGAAAAGUUUCAUUUCGGACCGAAAUCGGUGGUGGAGUUUGAGAAGUAUCUCAGCAAAAACUAUAGUGAUAUCAUGACGCGCUGCCUCCUGUGCAAUGUGACAAUAUUCUAUGGUGUCCGUUGUGCUUCAUGUACGCAGAUACUACACAAGGACUGUUUGAAGAAGUACCUCCGGCAACUUACGUCCUGUCCAUCAUGCGAGGAACUGUGGAGUGUGCCAUUAUCAUAAACUUCGAU
Molecule: messenger RNA, 719 nt
Organism: Anopheles maculipalpis
Lineage: Eukaryota; Metazoa; Arthropoda; Insecta; Diptera; Culicidae
Gene: Nse1
Product: non-structural maintenance of chromosomes element 1 homolog
Exons: 4
Coding region: 1-711 (236 amino acids)
Biological process (GO): DNA damage tolerance; double-strand break repair via homologous recombination
Cellular component (GO): Smc5-Smc6 complex; nucleus
Molecular function (GO): ubiquitin-protein transferase activity
Source: RefSeq, a predicted model, not a curated record